AGUUAGCCAUAGCAGAACGCCCGACCUAGUUCAUAACAGCAGGCGUUACAUCACUUUGGGUCGUGUCCCACCUGGGAAAUAACGGCCCGGAGCAAACUCCUCCUGAUUCAUGCAACAGGCACAGUGCCUCUGGCAUGACACACUGACCUGUCAAACUACGACGAGAGAACCAGAGCUGCAGUGACUUAGCAAAUUUGUAUUUCCGAGGUUAGCUGUCAAGACGCGACUGCUUUCACCGUGCACCAAUUGAGAGACAGACGAAAAGAUGUCCUGUCCGUGCACCUCUGCUGCCAGGGUGUUCCUGACCACUGCCCACAGAGGACUGUCAUGCUCCAGGAUCCAGCUGUACUCUCUGAGUCGUCAGGGCUUUCGGGAAACUCAUUUACCUUCCCGGGUACGUGUGAGGUCGUUUUCAGAGACUGCUGUCUGUUACGCCGCGAAAGACGGAACAACAAAAGAUGGCGGAAAUGAUUCCGGGAAGAAAAGCAUCAGCGAGGGGAAGAGACUGUCAGGAUCCGGAGGAUCAGGCAAGGGUGGAAGCCAGUUACGCUGCCCUAAAUGUGGAGACCCCUGCACACAUGUCGAGACCUUUGUAUCUUCGACACGAUUUGUGAAAUGUGAGAAGUGUCAUCACUUCUUCGUGGUCCUGUCUGAGACGGACUCCAAGAAGGGGCUGAACAAGGAGCCGGAGUCUGCUGCAGAGGCCGUCAAACUGGCGUUCGCACAGAAACCUCCACCUCCCCCGAAGAAGAUAUAUGCUUAUUUGGACAAGUAUGUUGUUGGCCAGUCUUACGCAAAGAAAGUGUUGGCAGUUGCAGUGUACAAUCACUACAAGCGCAUCUACAACAACAUCCCAGCUGGGAGCCGGCAGCAGGUGGAGGUGGAGAAACAGCCGUCUCUAACGCCGCGCGAGCUGGAGAUGAGACGACGAGAGGAUGAAUACAGAUUCACAAAGCUGCUGCAGAUCGCAGGGAUCAGUCCUCAUGGAAACGCUCUCGGGGCGUCGAUGCAGCAGCAGGCCAGCCAGCAGGCGCCUCAGGAGAGGAGGGGAGGCGAGGUCCUGGACUCCACACACACCGACAUCAAACUGGAGAAGAGCAACAUUAUACUUCUAGGCCCGACUGGUUCAGGAAAAACAUUGUUGGCGCAGACGCUGGCGCGCUGUCUGGAUGUUCCCUUCGCUAUCUGCGACUGUACCACCCUGACUCAGGCCGGAUACGUGGGAGAAGACAUCGAGUCCGUCAUUGCCAAACUUCUGCAGGAUGCCAACUACUCAGUGGAGAAAGCACAACAAGGUAUCGUGUUCUUGGACGAGGUGGACAAGAUCGGCAGCGUGCCUGGAAUCCACCAGCUGAGAGAUGUGGGCGGAGAAGGAGUUCAGCAGGGUUUGCUUAAACUGCUGGAGGGCACCAUUGUCAACGUUCCUGAGAAGAACUCCAGGAAGCUGAGAGGAGAGACGGUGCAGGUCGACACCACAAACAUCCUGUUUGUUGCCUCUGGUGCCUUCAAUGGACUCGACAGAAUCAUCAGCAGGAGAAAGAAUGAAAAGUACUUGGGUUUCGGGACUCCCUCUAACCUGGGGAAAGGGCGCCGUGCGGCCGCCGCAGCCGACCUGGCCAACACCAGCGGCGAGACGGACACGGUGGCGGAGAUCGAGGAGAAGGACCGGCUGCUGAAGCACGUGGAAGCCAGGGACCUGAUCGAGUUCGGCAUGAUCCCGGAGUUCGUCGGCCGCCUCCCCGUGGUCGUUCCCCUUCACAGCUUGGACGAGGAGACGCUCGUCCGGAUCCUGACCGAACCGCGCAACGCCGUGGUGCCUCAGUACCAGGCCCUGUUCAGUAUGGACAAAUGUGAGCUCAACGUGACUCCAGAUGCUUUGAGGGCCAUCGCCAGAAUGGCCUUGGAGAGGAAAACUGGUGCCCGUGGCCUCCGAUCCAUCAUGGAAAAGCUCCUCCUGGAGCCGAUGUUCGAGGUGCCGCACUCGGACAUCAUGGCCGUGGAGAUGGACAAAGAGGUGGUUCUGGGAAAAUCCCAGCCGAGAUACAUCAGAGCUCCAGCCAAGGAUGCGGCAGAGGAGGAGUACGACUCCGGCAUCGAGGAGGAGAACUGGCCUCGACAGGCCGACGCUGCUAACAACUGAUCCAUACAUGACUCAUUUCAAGUGAAGACCUCGCCGUCGGAAAUCAUUAGAUUACUAUGAACUUUUUGGAUACCGCCUUUGGUACCGUCUCUUUUAUUAUAGCCCCUGACAAUAAACUGUGGACGUCGCCGGAGAGGUUCUCAUGACGAACAAGUUGAAGAGAGUGUAACAACCUUUGAUCCCGUGCAUCAGAUGUUAAUCCAGUAGUGGUGCACACCCAGGGAAGACCUUUAUAAGAUAUUUCAAUCUCUAGGGAUUGUUAACAUUUUAUCUAUAUAAAGAUAAUGCAAUUUUAUUCAUGAAAAUAUUUGUAGCUAGUUAUUUUUUUUUUUCUUUUGUUUUCUCUUUGUGGUGAAGGUCUGUUGAUGGCAAGGGAAGCAAAUGGAAAUGAUGGGAUCAUACUGUACACUUGAAAACAUGGGGUGUUGAGAAAGUGUAGAUGUGAUGUUACCAUGUCAAGUAAUGCCUUACUUCAUAAGGGCAUGAUAUUCCAUGAGCACAUCAAUAUUUUGAUGUUUUUUCUUCUUUACCACCAUUGUAAUAAUGGUGCUCACAAUGAAGCGGGCUGUAAAUGCUUUAGCUGCACUGCUUGGGUAGUAUUUCUACGGCCUGGCCUCGAACCAUGAGAACACAAUGUAGAGUAGAUCACACCAGCACACUAAUCAGAGCAGGUGGGAAACAGUGAAGACCUUUUCAAACAGCCAGAAUGGUUAUUUUUCAGUGUUCUGCUUCCUUUGUUUUUUUUGUUUUUUUGAAGCCCAACGUCUGUGCGUGUGCAGGACUGGAUCAGAACGCUGCCUCACAGCGAGAGGAUAAGCAGGUCAGCUGGGUAACUUUGAAGUGCUGAUGGAGGUUUGUUUUGUAUUAGCUCCCUGACUCCAUAUUCCUGACUGAAUCACACCAGAUAUUCCACUACUUAAUAUCAAAGUUGAAAUUAGAUAAAUUAACCCUUUCCCAACUGGCCUUUCUCCAAACUACACUUCUUUUUUUUUUUUUUAAUCUGUUUUCCUUGUGUGCCCAGCUGUCAGAAACCCGCCUUUAGUGAUGUGUGCUGUUACUAAAUGGUACUCAGUUCAAGUCUCCACCUAAACUCUGAACCACGCUGCUGUACUCAGAUACUUACUGUGCUCUCAGAUCGACCUCCCUUCAUUUGAACUUUUGUUUUCUUUAAAAGUGUCCGAGCUGCUUUUCUUUCUCCAGAGGUCUGUUACAGAACCUGUAAACCCCCAAAAGUUUGUGGAACCUAAAAAUUGUGAUUGUUCAAGACACAAAAAUAAAAUGUAUAUCUGUACAAAA
Salarias fasciatus (jewelled blenny) is the source of this 3436-nucleotide messenger RNA. It is a transcript of the gene clpxb, whose product is annotated as caseinolytic mitochondrial matrix peptidase chaperone subunit Xb. Gene Ontology annotation, cellular component: mitochondrial matrix. Bases 266 to 2140 code for a protein of 624 amino acids. Gene Ontology annotation, biological process: protein folding. The record is from RefSeq and is a predicted model, not a curated record. The transcript has 15 exons. Gene Ontology annotation, molecular function: protein dimerization activity; ATP binding; ATP hydrolysis activity. Lineage: Eukaryota; Metazoa; Chordata; Actinopteri; Blenniiformes; Blenniidae.